AUGUCAGAUUCAAUUCACCGGAGAACAACCACGCUCACGAACAGAACCCGAGGCCGGAGCACUAAAACCAAACGUCCGGCGAAGCACCAAGCCUCCCGUCGCAUCCCAACUAAGAUUCGUUCAAAGUCUAAUAAAAUCCUCAAUCGAAGUUUCUCAGACCCAAAUCUCCACCGUAGCCUCGCUUGUGAAGAUGAUGAUGAUCGCCGUUAUUCUACGCCGCCGAUGAUAGAUCUACCGGCGGAAGAACCCGAGCAGAUCGUCUACUUGUCUAAACUCCGCCCGGAGGUUUGCGCUUCAGCUCCGUCGUUAUCUGGAUUCUCUUCGCCGUCCUCUUCUUCUUCUCCGAUUAACCAACAGGUUUAUAAGAGAGAAGCAGCGAAAGUUAUGAUCAGUGUAUCAGUGGAAGGAAGUCCAGGACCGGUAAGGACUUUGGUUAAACUGACUUGUAAUGUCGAAGAAACGAUCAAAAUGGUCGUUGAGAAGUAUGGUGAAGAAAGACGAACACCGAAACUCGAUAAAGAUCUUGUCUUUGAAUUGCAUCAGUCUCAUUUCAGCAUUCAGUGUUUGGAGAAAACCGAUGUAAUUGGUGAAAUAGGCAGCAGAAGUUUCUACAUGAGGAAGAGAGAACCGGAAAACCGAAUUCCGGUGAUUAGGAGUCUUCCGUCAUCGAAUUUGAUUGAAUCGUUCAUUGCACAGAAGAUUGGGAGAAUCGUGAGGAGGUCAAGGAAGAUAUGGAACAUCUUGUUGACAUGUUUGGCGGAUCUAGAGGCUGAUCACAUAAACCCUUACGAUUCAUCUACCAAAAUAAACCGGGUGAUUCUACCGGAAUUCGGUUUACAAGGACUUCUUUGUUUAUACUAUGUCUUAACCAAACAUUGGUUCAUGGCGGUUUUGUCUCUUCCCCUCCUCUUCUACAACAUUAGAUUAUAUAUGAACAAGGAACAUUUGGCAGACGUGACAGAGAUGCACAAUACAAAUAAAUGGGAGCAAAAGAAACGAAUUUACAAGAUUGCUCAUAUCGCUCUCUCCAUUUUUAUCACAUCCUAUUGGUUGAUCCACUCGGCAUUGGGAGACAUCUAA
Molecule: messenger RNA, 1080 nt
Organism: Arabis nemorensis
Lineage: Eukaryota; Viridiplantae; Streptophyta; Magnoliopsida; Brassicales; Brassicaceae
Source: the annotation of a GenBank genome assembly